Messenger RNA from Eutrema salsugineum, 1629 nucleotides. RefSeq lists its product as uncharacterized. The record is from RefSeq and is a predicted model, not a curated record. The transcript is spliced from 14 exons. NCBI's taxonomy places the organism in Eukaryota, Viridiplantae, Streptophyta, Magnoliopsida, Brassicales, Brassicaceae. Bases 215 to 1411 code for a protein of 398 amino acids.
UGUUUUUAUCUUCUUAAACCCCUUCUUAUGUCUGAAUCUAGAAAUUACUGUCUCUUUUAUAACUUUCGAUUCCUUGUUUACUUUCCCAAACAAAGUUCAUAACUUGUGAAAUUUGUCAUUUGUCUUACUUUGUUGAUUACGGGUAGCAAAGUCACGGAGAUUGAAGCUUCCGUUGAAUGAAAUUGUUUCUAGUCAACUUAACCAAUUUCAGAACAUGGCAAACCGAACAGAGAAUUCACUACGCUGUUCGAUUAGUAAAAGACCGAAUGACGGCUUUAUGCUCCUCACAGCGACUUUUGCAGGAAUAGUUAUCGGAUUUUUACUAGGAAUAUCUUUCCCUACAUUGUCACUAACUAAAAUGAAUUUUCCAUCAAGUAUACUUCCUUCUGUUAAUAUUGUUCAUGUUGAAGAUGAGAAACUGGAGAAAUCAGCUACAUUGAGUCCAUCAAAAGGGCUUAAGUCAAGUGAUGCAGCAUUUCAUAAGAUUUGGGUUCCAUCAAAUCCUCGAGGUGCAGAGAUGUUGCCUCCAAGUUUUGUUGCAGCUGAAUCGGAUUUCUACUUGAGAAGAUUGUGGGGAUUGCCUAAAGAUGAUUUACCGGUGGUGAAGCCUAAGUAUCUUGUUGCUUUUACCGUUUCUUAUGAACAGAGAAAAAACAUCAAUGCUUGUGUCAAGAAAUUCUCAGAUAAUUUCACUAUUGUUCUGUUUCAUUACGAUGGAAGAACCUCGGAAUAUGAUGAAUUUGAAUGGUCUAAACGAGCAAUACACGUGAGUGUCCCUAAGCAAACCAAGUGGUGGUAUGCUAAAAGGUUUCUGCAUCCCGACAUUAUAGCACCAUAUGAAUACAUUUUCAUUUGGGAUGAAGAUCUUGGCGUUGAAAACUUCGAUGCAGAAGAGUACAUCAAGCUUGUAAAGAAGCAUGGUCUUGAAAUAUCGCAACCCGGUGUGGAAUCAAGAAAACCCAUCACAUGGCAGAUAACAAAAAGAAUACCCGGAAUCGAAGUUCACAAAGAAGUCAAAGAGAAACCAGGUCACUGCAAGGACCCUCACUUACCGCCCUGUGCAGGGUUUAUAGAGAUUAUGGCUCCCGUUUUCUCAAGAGACUCGUGGCGCUGCGUGUGGCAUAUGAUUCAGAACGACUUGGUUCACGGUUGGGGUCUUGAUUUUGCGCUAAGGAAAUGUGUCGAGCCUGCACAUGAGAAGAUUGGUGUUGUGGAUUCUCAAUGGAUCAUUCAUCAAAAGAUUCCUUCUUUAACAGGCCAGGGAACCGCGCAAAAUGGUAAAUCCGCAUUCCAAGGGGUAAGGGAGAGAUGUAAAAGGGAAUGGACAAUGUUUCAGAAAAGAAUGUCUCGAUCAGAGCAGAAAUAUCUGAAAGAAAUUGCAUCUGCGUCUUCAAACUCUACACUGACCUAAACCAGAAACAGAGGAGGAACUGAAGAAAAAACUUUUAGUGUUCAGAUAGAAUUUCCAGGAUAAAUGAAAAAUAGAAUGUUGAUAUGAUGAUCAUGAUUAUGAUUAUGAUAGCACAUAUAUUCAAAAUAUACACUGAUACACACACAUAAUACACAUUCAUUCUUGAAACACACUUGUAGUGUUAAAACAGUGAAACGAAGUUCUUACAAGCUUUUCAU